Brassica oleracea var. oleracea is the source of this 2008-nucleotide messenger RNA. Its product is annotated as serine/threonine-protein kinase D6PK-like. Gene Ontology annotation, cellular component: plasma membrane; cytoplasm; nucleus. Gene Ontology annotation, biological process: protein phosphorylation. The record is from RefSeq and is a predicted model, not a curated record. Bases 324 to 1805 code for a protein of 493 amino acids. The transcript has 3 exons. Gene Ontology annotation, molecular function: ATP binding; protein serine/threonine kinase activity. NCBI's taxonomy places the organism in Eukaryota, Viridiplantae, Streptophyta, Magnoliopsida, Brassicales, Brassicaceae.
UCUUACUUCCCUCUUUUCAUGGUGUAGACCCAACUCUCUCUCUCUCUCUCUCUCCAUUUCCAUGGUAGAAGCAAGGGGAUGUGUUCAUUUCUCUACAGCCUUACAUGAACAGUGAAGCUUCUCUCUCCUCUCCUUUAUCUUUUCUUCUUCCCUUUGCUUAAUCCUUCUCUGAGCAAAGCGGGUAGCUCGUGAUCUUCAUCGGUCAAAAAUCUCGACUUUAAGAUCAAGUCACUAGAUGAUGGAAUCUGUGGCAAUAUAGUCUCAGGGAAGAAAGAAUAAUCACAAAUCAAGCUUUGCUCUGAUUAGUGUUUUUUAGUUACUCCAUGGCCUCUAAAACUCCAGAAGGAUCACUCACCAGUUCCAGUAACACUAUCUCAGUCAACACUUUAGCAGAUCAAGUGUCUUCCACUCUGUCUCUAGCCGAUCCAACUAACAAAAAGACCAGCGAGCAAGGCGAGAGCGGGAAGAGCAGCACCUGCAGACCGAGCACAAGCAGCGACAUAAGCGACGAGAGCACUUGCAGCAGCUUCAGCAGCAGCGUCAACAAGCCUCACAAGGCCAACGACGUGAGGUGGGAAGCCAUCCAAGCCGUUAGAACCAAGCACGGCGGUUUGGGGUUGAACCAUUUCAGGCUCUUGAAGAGGUUAGGAUGUGGGGAUAUAGGAACGGUUCAUCUCGCCGAGUUGAACGGGACGAGGUGUUAUUUCGCGAUGAAGGUUAUGGAUAAGACAGCUUUGGCUAGCAGGAAGAAGCUUCUUAGAGCUCAGACGGAGAGGGAGAUACUGCAGUGUCUUGAUCACCCGUUUCUCCCGACGUUGUAUAGUCAUUUUGAGACGGAGAAGUUCUCUUGUUUGGUUAUGGAGUUUUGUCCUGGUGGUGACUUGCAUACGCUGAGACAGAGACAGCCUGGGAAACGCUUCACCGAGCAAGCAGCAAAGUUCUAUGUAGCGGAAGUGCUUCUUGCAAUGGAGUAUCUACACAUGCUUGGGAUCAUCUACCGUGAUCUGAAGCCAGAGAACGUUCUUGUGAGAGAUGACGGACACGUGAUGCUUUCGGAUUUCGAUCUCUCCUUGAGAUGCACCGUUAGCCUCUCUAUAGUCAGAUCAUCAACCAAUCUUUCAGGUUCCGAAGGUUUGUCAAAGAGUUCAGUUUCUUGCUCGCAACAACCAGCUUGCAUCCAGCAACCAUCUUGCAUCUCAAUGGCUCCAACAUCCUGCUUCGGUCCACGGUUCUUCUCCAAAUCCAAGAAAGACAAGAAACCGAAAACAGACAACGGCAACCACCAAGUGACUCCUUUGCCAGAGCUCGUUGCAGAGCCAACAAGCGCACGUUCGAUGUCCUUUGUGGGGACGCACGAGUACUUAGCUCCGGAGAUCAUCAAAGGUGAAGGACAUGGAAGCGCGGUUGAUUGGUGGACUUUUGGGAUCUUUCUUUAUGAGCUGUUGUUUGGUAAAACACCGUUUAAAGGGUCUGGGAAUAGAGCUACGCUCUUCAAUGUGGUUGGUCAGCCUUUGAGGUUCCCUGACUCUCCGGUUGUUAGCUUUGCAGCUAGAGACUUGAUAAGGAGUUUGCUUGUGAAGGAGCCGCAGCAUAGGUUAGCUUAUAAGCGUGGAGCAACGGAGAUUAAGCAGCAUCCUUUCUUUGAAGGAGUGAACUGGGCUUUGGUUCGGUGUGCUAGUCCACCUGAGAUUCCUAAACCGGUUGAGAUUGAACCGGUGAAUUGUACUCCGCCUGCUGUACCGGCUGCUGCAUCUACAAGCGUGAGAUCUGAUCAGAGCAAUUAUCUUGAGUUUGAUUUCUUCUGAAGGUUCUUUUGCAAGAAACUGUGUCUCAGAUUUGAUGAUUCUCCUAUUGUUUCUUUGCAGAAUCUGUUUAGUGUUUCUCCUUUUUUGUCUGUUUUUUUUCUUUUCACGUCUUGAACAAGUUAUGAGAUUUGUAUCAUUCUUCAACAAUCUCUGUACCAUCUUCUGAAGUUAAAUACUUAAAUGUUAUUACAAGCCAUAUAGAA